This is a messenger RNA of Nymphaea colorata (pocket water lily), 1357 nucleotides long. Its product is annotated as monothiol glutaredoxin-S7, chloroplastic. Lineage: Eukaryota; Viridiplantae; Streptophyta; Magnoliopsida; Nymphaeales; Nymphaeaceae. The coding region runs from base 553 to 1068 and encodes 171 amino acids. The transcript is spliced from 3 exons. The record is from RefSeq and is a predicted model, not a curated record.
UAUAAGACCAGAAGCCAGGGGGAACCAUAUUAGCUCUUAUUAUUGCAUUCGCUUUUGCUUUUUAUAUUCAGGAAAGCGUUUUUGGUGGUGGAGAGUCUGUGGACCGGGAUGGUGAUGCUAACUGGUGAAGGAUGAUGCAUCAUCACUUGCCUAGUUUGCUUUCUUGUCGUUUUGAGAUUAUAGCGAAUGAGAGAGACAGUCUUUUCAGGUGACUUAUUAUGAGUUUUGAAUUGUUAAUUCGGUGUGCUCAAAUCAAUUCCCUGGUUUGCCUUUAACCGGCCAAAACGGUUAAAAUAGGGAAAGAGCAAACAAAUAUCGACAAAGCAAAUAAAGGAGUGACGGCCGGCGACCAAGAUGUAGGCGGAUGUGAGUUUAAUCUUCUCUCUCUUUGUCGCUCUCCCGUGCUUCACGGAGAACCUCAGGAUAACGCAGAUUUUCUACUACCACUGGGGAGUCCUCCCCUCCCAGCAGCAGCAGCAUCAUCUGGAGGUAAGCCCCUAUUGCGAUAUAAACUUUGAUAUUUGGGUCGUUCGUGUCGAAGACGAGAAAAGAAUGGCCUCGGCAGCAGCUGCUAUGAUGCUCUCUUCCUUAUGGAGACCCCCUCUCCCCUGCUCGGCUCGAAGCAGGAGUUUUGCUUCGUUCCGGCAACAUGGGUCGCUAAUAGUUGAUAACGCGGUGCUUAGGCUCUCCUCAAAGACCCUUCGGGAGAAAGGGAUAGGUGCUUCUUUUCGAUGUUCCGCAGCAUUGACACCUGAACUGAAGUCUACUUUGGAUAAAGUGGUUUCAUCACACAAAGUGGUGCUUUUUAUGAAGGGAACCAAGGAAUUUCCUCAAUGUGGAUUUUCACACACUGUUGUACAGAUAUUGAAGUCAUUAAACGUGGGAUUUGAAACAUUGAAUAUACUGGAGAAUGAGAAUUUACGUCAGGGGUUGAAGGAAUACUCCAACUGGCCUACAUUUCCACAGCUUUAUAUUGAUGGAGAAUUUUUUGGUGGCUGUGAUAUAACAGUAGAGGCAUACAAGACGGGGGAAUUGCAGGAGUUAUUGGAAAAAGUAAUGUGCUCCUGAUGGCAGCCAGUGAAACUUGCUUCUGUUUUUACGUGUAUUGUGAUUGUGAUGUCUGCCGCAGCAUGGUUAGGGAAACGUCUCCUAAGUCAUGCUUCCGGCUUCCUAUUCCCGGUGGUGUAAUAAACAAUUGGACUUAUUCCAACUUAUAAUUAUGUCCCAUAUGGCAAUCAUAUGUUUCACUAGUUGAGAUGUGAGUGCUGGUCGCACAAAGCUAACUUUUGACAGAACAUUCAAAAGUUAUGAAAAAAUUUUAAAUGAGCAACACACCUCAAAUAGUGUGUUUUUUUCU